Brassica oleracea var. oleracea is the source of this 1428-nucleotide messenger RNA. RefSeq lists its product as uncharacterized. The coding region runs from base 1 to 1428 and encodes 475 amino acids. The record is from RefSeq and is a predicted model, not a curated record. The transcript has a single exon. NCBI's taxonomy places the organism in Eukaryota, Viridiplantae, Streptophyta, Magnoliopsida, Brassicales, Brassicaceae.
AUGGAUAAGAAGUAUAAGAGCUCUUGUUGGAGUAUUCAUGGCGAGACAAGAGAAUCUACACAAGACAGUGGUCUUCAAUAUGAAACGGAGGCAUUUGAUUUCUUUAAGACAGCAUUCUCUAUGGAUGAAGAUGGUCCGAAUCAGACGAAUGACAAUGUGGUGGAGACAAAUGAUGAUGAUGAAGCAGCAGAGGAAACUGAAUUUAGGAAAAAGUUAAGAGACGCUGAAUCGCCAUUGUACACGGAUUGUAUCAAACACACGAAGGUUUCAGCAAUCAUGGGACUUUACAGAUUCAAGGUUAAAAGUGGUGUGUCUGAGAACUACUUUGAUCAGCUGUUGGUUUUGCUUCAGGACAUGCUAUCUGAAGACAAUGUUCUUCCGAAGAGUAUGGAUGCAAUCAAGAAAUUUUUGAAGAUAUUUGGUUUCGGCUACGACAAUAUUCAUGCUUGCAAGAAUGAUUGCAUACUCUAUAGCAAGGAGUUUGAGAAGCUAGAAAGCUGUCCAAGAUGCAAAGUUUCAAGAUGGGAGAAAGAUAAGAACAUCAAUGAGUUAAAGGUUGAGAUUCCAGCUAAGGUCCUUAGAUAUUUUCUAAUCAAGGACAGACUUAGGAGGAUGUUUAGAUCAAAAAAGAUGGCUGAAGAUUUGCGUUGGCACUAUACCAAUGCCACUGAAGAUGGUACAAUGCGACACCCCGUUGAUUCUAUCUCUUGGGCACAAGUGAAUGAUAAAUGGCCAGACUUUGCUGUUGAACCAAGGAAUCUUCGACUUGGAAUUUAUACAGAUGGGAUGAACCCUUUCUCCAUGCAAAACACCAAUCACAGCACAUGGCUAGUGUUGUUAGUGAACUACAACACGCCUCCAACUAUGUGUAUGAAGGCUGAGAACAUAAUGUUGACUUUGUUGAUCCCUGGUCCAACAGCUCCUGGUAAUAACAUAGAUGUUUACUUAGCACCAUUGAUAGACGAUUUGAAAGAUUUGUGGGCUGAGGGUAUUGAAGUCUAUGACUCAUUUGCGAAGGAGAAUUUCACACUGAGAGCCUUGCUGCUUUGGAGUAUCAGUGACUAUCCAGGCUUAGAAACAUUUUCUGGAUGUAAAGUGAAGGGGAAACAAGCCUGCAAUGUAUGUGGAAAGGAUACACCUUCUAGGUGGCUUAAGUUCAGCCGUAAGUUUGUCUACAUGGGAAAUAGAAGGAGACUACCGCCUGACCAUCGUUACAGAUAUAAAAAAGCUUGGUUUGACAACACUGUUGAGGAAGGGAAUGCUAAUAGGAUACAAACUGGCACUGAAAUAUAUGAGACACUACAAGCUUUUAGGAAUGAUUUUGGAAGACCUCUAGAUAAGGAAAGUAAAAGAAAAAGAUCAGAGUUGGAAGAUGAUGAGAUGGUUCAAGAAGAAGAGUGUGAGGAAUCAAAUGAUCUCUGGCGGUAG